Botrytis deweyae is the source of this 1194-nucleotide messenger RNA. RefSeq lists its product as uncharacterized. NCBI's taxonomy places the organism in Eukaryota, Fungi, Ascomycota, Leotiomycetes, Helotiales, Sclerotiniaceae. The record is from RefSeq and is a predicted model, not a curated record. The transcript has a single exon. Bases 1 to 1194 code for a protein of 397 amino acids.
AUGAUUGAUUUGAAUGAUUUAGUGGAUGAAAGAGCCUUCGGUCACGAUGUCGAAUCUUUACGAGCAGCAAAUGAAUACCUCGAACGAUUACUCUUUGCGACAGCCAGGAAACAUAAUCAGGUAUGGGAAGAGUUAGAAUCAAUGAAAGAAUCGUCUGGUAUUUACGACAAAUCAUUACCAUUCCUCUCAUUUCCUCGGGAAGUCCGCGAUCAAAUUUAUAAACACGCUCUUCAAGCAACUCGCGAAGCCUUCGUUGGAGUUCGACAUAUUAGAAUGCUAUCCUGCGACACGUUUCCGGACUCAACACAUUAUCCAUUCAAACCACCUACGCCUGGUUUACUUCUAGUCAACAAACAAAUAUACGAAGAAGCGGUGCAAGUCUUAUACUCAUGCAACAAUUUCUCCUUCCAUAGACCGAGAGAGCUUUUCGAUUUCCAAAACCAAGUCGGAGUGUACAAUUGUGGGCUGGUACGACAAAUGAAGAUAUCCGUUGUGUUCGAAGACGAAUCUAUGUUUACGCCCGCGGAAUAUGUGGCACCAUGUAAUUACGAAAAUAUCCCUUCGCACUGGGCGAAAGCGUUGUUGGAAUCGAGACUGAUGAGUAAUAUUGCUGGGAUGCAAAUUGAUGCCAGUUCUGGAUUACAUGAUUUGAUGACAAUGCCCCCAUCAUUAUACCGCGCAAUCAUCGCCACAUUUUCGCGGAACCGAAGCUUGAAAACGUCACCGGAAUUGAUUUUGAAAGGAUUCCAGACUCAAGAGGUGGAUAAAUUUCCUAAACAUUGGAAAAAGUCGACAGAGCAGUGGUUGCAAGUAGAAUGGGCAUCGAACGAGCAAGAGCUGGAUGAAUCAGAACCUUUUUGGAAUUCUUCGGAGGCCGAUCAUGCGGAAACGCUUAGUUCAUGGGACGAGAGAGAAACAUCUGAUAAUGAGGACAGGGAAUCGUUUGACGAAGGUUCAUCUUAUCUUGGAGGAGGAGGCUCGAGCACUGGAAAAGGAAACGUACCGACUUUAUUCAACGAACUCGGAGAGUUGAUGGGAUCGGACUAUACGGAUUCAGACACGGAUUCAGAUGUAGGCUCGGAAGAUUCGUUCUAUACGGCGGCACCGUGGAAUGAUGUCAAGGAAGUGUUAUUGCAGUUUCGAAGUUUUCAGGAAGCUGGUCAAAGACAACAAGGAGGUCUUUUGAGCAUUUGA